GGUAGUGUUUUAAAAUUUUUUGGGGAUUUUCAACGUUUAUCUGGACACUAAGGGAUUUAACUGAAUUCAAUCUACUAAGAGAUGUCAUCUGAGAGGGGAAGCCUUUCUGAAGUUCAAAUUAAACUUGUGGUUAAACGUGCACAUCUUGAUCAAUCAUUGGAUUGGAAUUCAUUGGCUAGAGUACAACUAAACAAGUGUAAAUUUAAUUUUACUGCUGAAGUUCUACCACCAGGAACAUCUGCUAUACCAGCUAUAAAUUCUAUUCCAUUCUAUGUAACUCCUAUUGUACGUGGUCCACGUCCUUAUUUCGAUCAAAUUGUCAGUUUCAAAGCUGAUGUUGAUAGUAUCAUAGAAUUUCGUCUUUCUGUACGUGAUAGUAAACGUGAUGAAGGUACUGAAGUUGGAUAUGGUCGAUUUACUGUUCGCAGUGUUGCAGCUACCAAUGGGAAUCAAUUGAGCAAUUUGGCAUUUUCACAACCAAUUAAACCACUUCCGUGGUUGCAUAAUUCUACUAUUUCUUCAUCGAGUUCAUUAGGCAGUAUUGAUUUGUCAAUUUCUGUGCCAAUACGUGAAUUAAGCAGUGCAUUAUUAGCUCAACAUUUGUCUAGAUCAAUAUCCAUGAUAACAGCCAAUUCUGUUAAUGGUCGUCAUACUUCUGGAUCACAAUCAGAAUCAACUUCAAGUAUUACAGUAAGAUCACCGUCUACUGAUCGUACGAUGAAUAAUCACUUGGUAGACAGUGGUGGCGGGGUUGGACCAACUUUAAACCCAUCUGCUAAUCACAGUAAUAAUAAUAAUAAUAACAACACAGAGAAUGCCAAUGACUUCUCGUUACCACCUGGUUGGGAAGCUAAAUAUACUUCAGAAGGACGAAUAUAUUAUGUGGAUCAUUUAACGAAAACAACAACAUGGUGUAAACCUACUUCACUUCCGCCUGGAUGGGAACGUAGAACAGAUAACGUUGGUCGAGUAUAUUAUAUCGAUCAUAAUACUCGAACUACAACAUGGCUUUGUCCAAAUCAAACACUUUUAAAUACAGUACAAAAUUAUCAACAAAUGACUGCUUCACGAAAUGGUAUUAUGCAACAACGAAUGAAUGAACGUUAUGCGAAUGCUGUUUGGAAUUUAGGUGAAUCAGAACCACUAGACGCUAGUUCACGAACAAAUACUUCAACUGGUGGUGUAAUGGAUCCAUUAGGUCCUCUACCAGCUAACUGGGAACGACGUGUUGACAUAUCUGGCCGUUCGUAUUUUGUUAAUCAUGUUAGUCGAAUCUCUCAAUGGGAAGAUCCUCGUAUACAAGGUCAUCCAUUACCUCCUGGUUGGGAAAUUCGUUAUACAACUGAAGGAUUUCCAUUUUUUGUUGAUCAUAAUACUAAAACAUCGACAUUCAAUGAUCCCAGACGAAAAGAUGCAAGUGGGAAUAUUGAACAAGCAUGGUCAUUUGAAAAUAAAGUCGCCAGUUUCCAUUAUCUUUGUCAUUCAAAUUUGGUGACAAAAAAUGUAAAAGUUGUUGUAUCCCGUAGUAAUCUUCUAGUGGAUUCAUUUGAACAAAUUAUGCGAUUGAAACCACAUGAAUUACGUUGUCGUUUGUUCAUUUCAUUUACUGGCGAAGAAGGUUUAGACUAUGGCGGGUUAUCACGAGAGUGGUUUUUCAAAUUAUCUACAGAAUUAUUAAAUCCAAUGUAUUGUUUAUUUGAAUACGCCGGUGGUAAUAAUUAUGCAUUACAAAUUAAUCCUGCAUCAUCGGUUAAUCCGGAACAUUUGGAAUAUUUUCGAUUUGUUGGACGAUUUAUUGCUUUAGCAUUAUAUCAUUCUAGAUUUAUUGAUAAUGGUUUCACUUUACCAUUUUAUAAACGUAUGUUAAAUAAAAAUAUCACUUUAGCCGAUAUUGAAACAGUUGAUGUGGAAUAUUAUAAUUCAUUGAAAUUUAUUCAAGAGAAUAAUAUCGAUGAAUGCGGAUUAGAUGUCUACUUCGCUAUGGAUUAUGAAGUGUUGGGUGAACUACGAACGCAUGAAUUGAAACCAGGCGGUAGAGAUAUUCUAUUGACUGAUGCAAAUAAAGCUGAGUAUAUUGAUCUAAUGGUUAAUUGGAGAUUUUCUCGUGGAGUAGAAGAUCAAACAAAUGCAUUCCUUACUGGUUUCGAAGAUGUAUUUCCUCUUCAAUGGUUACAAUAUUUUGAUGAACGUGAAUUAGAAGUUAGUAAAUGUUCAUCUAUUUUGUUUUUUUUAUUCAGGAGAAGAAAAAAAAAACAAUUCAUUGAAAAGAAAAUUGAAAUAUUUUUAAAAUUUUUCAAUAAUCGUGUUUACACUGUUGAAAUUCACAUGGAAACAAAUUUUGGACUUUCAAAUCAAAAAUUCCUAGUUUUGGUGAUUGAACACUGAUUGCUUAUCGGAUACUAUCAAUCAAUGUUACCAUGUCACUCUAUUGAUCUGAUUGAAAUUCUAUAAGUCACAAUUUCUCAUCGUAACAUUCGGUCAGUCAGUUACAACGUAGGACCAGGCACAUAUAAGCAUCAGUCCAAGUUGCUAUAUUAUACCGCAUUAGCACAACAAGAUGAACACCAGAUCCAUAAAAGUAGUUAAUUCAGAGGUGGUAAUAUAUAAAAGAAAGAUGGCAAUAAGGAUAUAGUACAGGAAGAAAGAAUUAGUUAGUAAAAAGAAAGAUAUGAAGCGAUUUUAAUCUCUUAGUGUGAGAAAAGACAGAGAGUGUAUACACCGACGCCAUUGUGAUCGAUUCUGAGCCAUGUCACCAAGAGUCUCCGACCGUUGUUUACGAUAGUCAUGUGGACCCCAACCAAGUAGACUGCAUCUACCAACAUGGCUCAGACUAGAAGUUAGUGAAUUCAAGCACUGAUGCCACGUUUUGGUUUGGCCGCCCCCAACUUUUUUCCAACCAUCGCCAACACUAGUCAGCAUUGCGUGUCGUGGUAAUCGGUGGUUAGGCAUGCGUAAUACUUGACCCAACCAUCUCAGUCGAUGAAGAUUCACAACCUCAUCAACUAAUUAACCAUCAUUCCCUAAUACCCUGAGUUUAACCUCACUAUUACUUACAUGGUGAUCCCAGCAGAUGCAAGCAAUAUUUCUAAGACAUCUUUAGUCGAAUACUAGUAUCUUACAUGUAUCUUCUACUCUUAAUGGCCAUGUUUCGCAGCCGUAGAGUAGGACAGAACGAACUGCCGCGCAGUUGAUAGACUGAUAUCUCGCCUUCGUAACAUUACGCUUUAAUUGAUAUGAAAUCAGUUUGAUAUUUCUUUAGUUCAUCCUUGAAACCUAAUUUGUUUACUUCACUAUAUGACUGACAAGAUUGUGUACGUUAACACAACCAGAUCAACAUAAAAAUCACGUAAACCUUGAGCUUAUUUUAUUACUCCCAGUUGUUAUCUGCAUUCAUAGUCAACACAGAAUGUGAUAAGUCGCCAGACCACAUUAAUCUGACUGAAAAGUAAACUGAAAAUAUGAAUAGCAUAAGUGUCCACAAUAACAGUAAUAUCGGUGAGGAAUUAAAAAGACUAAAUAUUGAAGAAUGUGAUUAAAAAUGAAGAAUGAAUACGAAAAAGUAAAAAAGUACUGAGUAAUAUUAAAGUUUUUGUCCACCAGAGUUCUUGAUACCUAUGUGGUUGCGGCACAGGGCUGAGUGAUAUUGUCCAAGUCGUACUGUAAGAGACUGUAUAGUCUCUGAUCCCCUUAAAAACCAAUGUAAAAUUACCGCCUUGCAGGGUAUUUACGUAAUUGUGAAUGUUAACGUCCCAAACGUAGAGGAAGACAAAAAGUUAAUGGAUC
Schistosoma guineensis is the source of this 3783-nucleotide messenger RNA. NCBI's taxonomy places the organism in Eukaryota, Metazoa, Platyhelminthes, Trematoda, Strigeidida, Schistosomatidae. The record is from the annotation of a GenBank genome assembly.